AUGACUACGGUAGCGGUACAUGUGGACUCUAAAGCUGAGCUCACUACCCUGCUGGAGCAGUGGGAAAAGGAACAUGGCAGUGGGCAGGACAUGGUACCUCUUCUUACCAGGAUGUCUGAAUUGAUUGAAAAAGAAACUGAAGAAUAUCGUAAGGGGGAUCCAGAUCCAUUUGAUGAUCGACAUCCUGGUCGAGCUGAUCCAGAGUGUAUGCUGGGCCAUCUGCUGAGAAUACUCUUCAAGAACGACGAUUUCAUGAAUGCACUGGUGAAUGCAUACGUGAUGACCAGCCGAGAGCCCCCUUUAAACACUGCAGCGUGCAGACUUCUCCUGGACAUCAUGCCGGGGCUGGAAACCGCUGUUGUUUUUCAAGAAAAGGAAGGAAUUGUUGAAAAUCUUUUCAAAUGGGCCCGAGAGGCUGACCAGCCAUUGAGGACGUAUUCCACUGGGCUGCUGGGAGGCGCUAUGGAGAAUCAGGACAUUGCUGCCAACUAUAGGGAUGAGAAUUCUCAGCUGGUAGCGAUUGUGCUUCGCAGACUUCGGGAGCUCCAGCUUCAGGAAACGGCUGUGCGGCAAGAGAGCAAGCGGCCCAGCCCCCGGAAGCUCUCCUCGGAGCCCCUGUUGCCUCUGGAUGAGGAAGCGGUGGACAUGGACUAUGGCGACAUGGCUGUGGACGUAGUGGAUGGCGAACAAGAGGAAGCCGCGGGAGACAUGGAGAUCUCCUUUCACCUCGAUUCAGGCCACAAGACCAGCAGCAGAAUGAACUCAGCCACAAAGCCUGAGGAAGGAGCAUUGAGGAGGAACAAGUCAGCAAAACAGGGCGACAGAGAGAGCUUCAGGAAAGCCAAGCAGAAGCUGGGUUUCUCGGCAUCGGAGCCAGAUCGCAUGUUCGUUGAGCUGUCUAACAGCAGUUGGUCAGAAAUGUCCCCCUGGGUGAUCGGCACCAAUUACACCCUUUGUCCCAUGACCCCUGCUAUCGAACAGCGGCUCAUUCUCCAGUAUCUGACUCCUCUGGGGGAAUACCAGGAGUUACUCCCCAUAUUCAUGCAGCUGGGGUCCCGGGAGUUGAUGAUGUUCUAUAUUGACCUGAAGCAGACCAAUGACGUCCUCCUUACGUUUGAGGCACUCAAGCAUCUAGCAUCUCUCCUGCUCCAUAACAAGUUUGCCACAGAAUUUGUUGCACAUGGUGGAGUACAGAAAUUACUGGAAAUUCCUCGUCCCUCUAUGGCUGCAACUGGUGUGUCCAUGUGCUUGUAUUACCUGUCCUACAACCAGGAUGCCAUGGAGAGGGUUUGCAUGCAUCCCCACAAUGUCCUGUCUGAUGUGGUGAACUAUACCCUGUGGUUAAUGGAAUGCUCUCAUGCCUCGGGAUGCUGCCAUGCUACCAUGUUUUUCUCCAUCUGUUUCUCCUUCCGGGCUGUGUUGGAGCUCUUUGACCGCUAUGACGGUCUUCGGCGCCUGGUGAACUUGAUCAGUACUUUGGAGAUUCUGAAUCUGGAAGAUCAGGGCGCACUUCUGAGUGACGAUGAGAUAUUUGCCAGCCGCCAAACUGGGAAGCACACCUGCAUGGCCUUGCGCAAGUAUUUUGAGGCGCACCUGGCCAUUAAGCUGGAACAAGUGAAGCAGUCGCUGCAGAGGACCGAAGGCGGCAUUCUGGUGCAUCCCCAGCCCCCGUACAAGGCAUGUUCGUAUACUCAUGAACAGAUUGUGGAAAUGAUGGAGUUUUUGAUAGAGUAUGGCCCAGCGCAGCUCUACUGGGAACCCGCUGAAGUCUUCCUCAAGCUUUCCUGUGUUCAGCUCUUGCUGCAGCUCAUCUCGAUUGCCUGCAAUUGGAAGACCUAUUACGCCAGGAAUGACACUGUGCGCUUUGCUUUGGAUGUCCUGGCCAUUCUUACUGUUGUGCCAAAAAUCCAGCUCCAGUUGGCAGAAUCAGUGGAUGUGCUAGAUGAGGCUGGCUCCACCGUCUCCACUGUAGGUAUCAGCAUUAUUUUGGGAGUGGCUGAGGGUGAGUUCUUUAUCCAUGAUGCUGAGAUUCAGAAGUCAGCCCUUCAAAUUAUCAUCAACUGUGUGUGUGGUCCGGAUAACCGAAUUUCCAGUAUUGGCAAGUUUAUCUCGGGAACUCCUCGGAGGAAGCUGCCUCAGACUCCCAAAAGUAGCGAGCACACCCUGGCCAAGAUGUGGAAUGUGGUCCAGUCCAACAAUGGCAUCAAGGUGCUCCUGUCCUUACUGUCCGUCAAGAUGCCCAUCACAGACGCAGACCAGAUCCGGGCCCUGGCCUGCAAGGCCCUGGUGGGCCUGUCUCGAAGCAGCACCGUCCGGCAGAUCAUCAGCAAGCUGCCCCUUUUCAGCAGCUGCCAGAUCCAGCAGCUGAUGAAGGAGCCCGUGCUGCAGGACAAGCGCAGCGACCAUGUCAAGUUCUGCAAGUACGCUGCCGAGCUCAUCGAGCGGGUGUCAGGGAAGCCCCUGCUCAUCGGCACCGACGUGUCCCUGGCUCGGCUGCAGAAGGCCGAUGUGGUUGCCCAGUCCAGGAUCUCCUUCCCUGAGAAAGAGCUGCUCCUGUUGAUACGGAACCAUCUCAUUUCUAAAGGACUCGGGGAGACAGCCACUGUGCUGACAAAGGAGGCUGACCUGCCCAUGACUGCUGCCUCCCACUCUUCCGCCUUCACCCCAGUCGCCGCUGCUGCUUCUCCUGUCUCUCUCCCUCGAACCCCUCGCAUCGCCAACGGCAUUGCAACUCGACUGGGCAGCCACGUGGCUGUGGGUGCCACUGCUCCUCCUGCCCCCACUGCCCAUCCUCAGCCACGGCCCCCCCAGGGCUCACUAGCUCUGCCCGGCCCGUCUUACGCGGGCAACUCCCCUGUGAUUGGAAGGAUCAGUUUUAUCAGAGAGAGACCCUCGCCCUGCAAUGGCAGGAAAAUCAGAGUGUUGCGGCAAAAGUCGGACCAUGGCGCCUACAGCCAGAGCCCAGCCAUAAAAAAGCAGCUGGACAGGCAUCUUCCUUCCCCACCGACGCUGGACAGCAUCAUCACAGAGUACCUGCGAGAGCAGCACGCGCGCUGCAAGAACCCCGUCGCCACCUGCCCACCUUUCUCCCUCUUCACUCCUCACCAGUGUCCUGAGCCAAAACAGAGGCGGCAGGCGCCCAUAAACUUUACCUCCAGACUGACCCGCAGAGCAUCGUUUCCAAAGUAUGGCGGGGUGGACGGCGGGUGCUUCGACAGGCACCUCAUCUUCAGCAGGUUCCGUCCUAUCUCAGUGUUCCGGGAAGCCAACGAGGAUGAGAGUGGCUUCACCUGCUGUGCAUUCUCAGCGCGGGAGCGGUUCCUGAUGCUUGGCACCUGCACUGGGCAGUUGAAGCUCUACAAUGUGUUUAGUGGACAGGAGGAGGCCAGCUAUAACUGUCACAACUCGGCCAUCACACACCUUGAACCCUCUAGGGACGGGUCCUUGCUGCUGACAUCUGCUACUUGGAGCCAGCCUCUGUCUGCACUUUGGGGAAUGAAGUCAGUGUUUGACAUGAAGCACUCCUUCACAGAGGAUCACUACGUGGAGUUCAGUAAGCACUCUCAGGACCGCGUCAUCGGCACAAAAGGAGACAUUGCCCACAUUUAUGAUAUUCAGACUGGCAACAAGCUGUUGACUCUGUUUAACCCAGAUCUUGCCAACAACUACAAGAGGAACUGUGCCACCUUUAAUCCUACAGAUGAUCUGGUCUUAAAUGAUGGCGUCCUCUGGGAUGUCCGCUCUGCGCAGGCCAUCCACAAGUUCGACAAGUUCAACAUGAACAUCAGUGGUGUUUUCCAUCCGAAUGGGCUGGAGGUCAUCAUUAACACCGAGAUUUGGGACCUUCGCACUUUCCAUCUGUUACACACAGUUCCUGCUCUGGAUCAGUGCCGAGUGGUGUUCAACCACACAGGGACAGUGAUGUAUGGAGCUAUGCUGCAGGCAGACGAUGAAGAUGACCUCAUGGAAGAGAGGAUGAAAAGCCCUUUUGGAUCGUCCUUCCGAACAUUUAACGCAACUGACUAUAAGCCCAUAGCAACCAUCGACGUGAAGCGGAACAUCUUUGACCUGUGCACAGACACCAAGGACUGCUACCUGGCUGUCAUCGAGAACCAAAGCAGCAUGGAUGCUCUCAACAUGGACACGGUGUGCAGGCUGUACGAAGUGGGCAGGCAGCGCCUGGCGGAGGACGAGGACGAGGAGGAGGACCAGGAGGAGGAGGAGCAGGAGGAGGAGGAUGACGAUGAAGAUGAUGAUGACACCGAUGAUCUUGAUGACCUUGACACCGACCAACUGCUGGAGGCGGAGUUGGAGGAGGAUGACAACAAUGAGAACGCAGGGGAGGAUGGGGACAAUGACUUCUCUCCUUCUGACGAGGAGCUGGCUAACCUUCUGGAGGAGGGAGAGGACGGGGAGGAUGAAGACUCCGAUGCAGACGAGGAAGUGGAACUGAUCCUGGGGGACACCGACAGCUCGGACAACUCUGACCUGGAAGAUGACAUCAUCUUAUCUCUGAAUGAGUGA
This is a messenger RNA of Pipistrellus nathusii (Nathusius's pipistrelle), 4524 nucleotides long. NCBI's taxonomy places the organism in Eukaryota, Metazoa, Chordata, Mammalia, Chiroptera, Vespertilionidae. The record is from the annotation of a GenBank genome assembly.